This is a messenger RNA of Colletotrichum karsti, 618 nucleotides long. RefSeq names its product RAB small monomeric GTPase. The coding region runs from base 1 to 618 and encodes 205 amino acids. Gene Ontology annotation, molecular function: GTP binding; GTPase activity. The record is from RefSeq and is a predicted model, not a curated record. NCBI's taxonomy places the organism in Eukaryota, Fungi, Ascomycota, Sordariomycetes, Glomerellales, Glomerellaceae. Gene Ontology annotation, cellular component: phagocytic vesicle; late endosome; vacuole. Gene Ontology annotation, biological process: regulation of vacuole fusion, non-autophagic. The transcript is spliced from 7 exons.
AUGUCAUCGAGAAAGAAGGUCCUUCUCAAGGUCAUCAUCCUUGGCGACAGCGGUGUCGGCAAGACCAGUCUGAUGAACCAAUAUGUCAACAAGAAGUUCAGUGCAAGCUACAAGGCCACGAUCGGAGCCGACUUUUUGACCCGCGAGGUCCUGGUCGAUGACCGACAAGUGACGAUGCAGCUCUGGGAUACUGCUGGACAGGAGCGUUUCCAGUCUCUGGGUGUUGCUUUCUACCGUGGAGCCGACUGCUGCGUUCUCGUCUACGACGUCAACAACUCCAAGAGCUUCGACGCUCUCGACAGCUGGAGGGACGAGUUCCUGAUCCAGGCUUCGCCUCGGGAUCCCGACAACUUCCCCUUCGUCGUUCUUGGAAACAAGAUCGAUGUUGAGGAGAGCAAGAGGGUGAUCUCGACCAAGCGCGCGAUGACUUUCUGCCAGUCCAAGGGCGGAAUUCCCUACUUCGAGACCAGUGCGAAGGAGGCUAUCAACGUCGAACAGGCGUUUGAAGUCAUUGCACGAAACGCCCUGGCCCAGGAGGAGUCUGAAGAAUUCAGCGGAGAUUACCAGGAUGUCAUCAACAUCCCCAUCGAGAACCCCCGCGACGGCUGUGCCUGUUAA